UUACAGGCAGUGUCCCUCAUCAUUCACUUAAUUGAGUAGCUCUCAAGAUGGCCAUACUCAAUCUGAGAAAAACCCUAAUAACCUUUUCUCUUGUCGGCCUAAUUGCUGGUUUUACAUCGGAACAAGCAUAUGGUCAGAACUCCACCCCGACACCUUCUGGUGGCAGCUCGGUUGCCAAUAUCGUGAGUGACAGCUUCUUCAAUGGAAUCAUUGGGCAAGCUGCAGCGAGCUGCGCUGGGAAGAGCUUCUAUACAAGGCAAGCGUUUCUCGAUGCGGCCAAAAGUUACCCUCAGUUCGCUGCUGGUUCAGCCGAUGAUUCUAAGAGGGAGAUUGCAGCAUUCUUUGCCCAUGUCACGCAUGAAACUGGACACUUCUGCUACGUAGAAGAGAUAGAUGGUGCUUCUAAGGACUACUGCGACGAGAGCAACAAGGAAUAUCCAUGUGCCCCAAACAAGGGCUACUAUGGUCGCGGGCCGCUGCAAAUUACAUGGAAUUACAACUAUGGACCAGCGGGAAAGGCUAUUGGAUUUGACGGGCUGAACUCUCCUGAAACAGUGGCCAAGGACCCAGUGAUCUCGUUCAAGACAGCUUUCUGGUUCUGGAUGAACAACGUGCAUUCCGUGAUCGGUCAAGGUUUUGGGGCUACGAUAAGAGCCAUCAAUGGUGCCAUCGAGUGUAAUGGUGGAAACAGUGGCGCCGUACAAGCGCGUGUUAAGUACUACACCGACUACUGCAACCAACUCGGCGUUUCUCCUGGGGACAACCUUACCUGUUAAGAUCGCAUCAAGUUCAGAUUUGUCAUGCUUUUACACAAUGUUAAAUUAUAUCUUAUGGAAAGCUCGGGUAGGUUAGCUCCUAGCAGUUGAGCUUAAUAAUGGGUGCUUACGUAGCACAUACUAUAAUAAUAUCAAUAAAGGCCUACGAUGUGUUACAUUACA
Messenger RNA from Punica granatum (pomegranate), 938 nucleotides. NCBI's taxonomy places the organism in Eukaryota, Viridiplantae, Streptophyta, Magnoliopsida, Myrtales, Lythraceae. The record is from RefSeq and is a predicted model, not a curated record.